Gastrolobium bilobum is the source of this 552-nucleotide messenger RNA. Its product is annotated as chaperone protein dnaJ 20, chloroplastic-like. The coding region runs from base 19 to 552 and encodes 177 amino acids. The record is from RefSeq and is a predicted model, not a curated record. NCBI's taxonomy places the organism in Eukaryota, Viridiplantae, Streptophyta, Magnoliopsida, Fabales, Fabaceae. Gene Ontology annotation, cellular component: chloroplast. The transcript has a single exon.
AGAUAAUUAAUUAGAGCAAUGGAAUAUGUUAUAUCCUUAAGCUCAAGCCUUAGCAUUUCCAAGCCAUUUCAUUUCUUUCCACUCUCAAAUAAACACCAAAGACAUCCUCGUAUGAAGUUUGGUGUUUCAUGCAGAGCCACAAAGCUUUCGGGUGUGGAUGAGACCAGCCACGUGAACUUCUACAAGAUAUUGUGUUUGAGUCCCAAAAGUGCAACCAUGGAUGACAUAAAGAGAGCUUAUAGAUCAAUGGCGCUUCUGUACCAUCCUGAUGUGUGUCAAGAUCGUUCCAAGAAAGAGGAAUCAACGAGGAUGUUUGUGCAGCUCAACGCAGCUUACAAGACUUUGUCGAAUCCCAAGCUUCGAGCAGAUUAUGAUUAUGAUUUGGGUUUGAGAAGCAAAAUGAGUGCUAGUGAUGAGAGUUGGAGAUGUAGGUGGCAGGAACAAAUGGUUGAGUUGAAGAGAAGAUCUCAUAGACGUAUGGCUCAAAAGGGUGGAGGAUCAUGGGGCAGUAGAAUGAGGGCGCAAAACAUGAAAGACCACACAUCUAGUUAA